Mizuhopecten yessoensis (Yesso scallop) is the source of this 5907-nucleotide messenger RNA. RefSeq names its product membrane-bound transcription factor site-1 protease-like. Gene Ontology annotation, molecular function: serine-type endopeptidase activity. Gene Ontology annotation, cellular component: Golgi apparatus. Gene Ontology annotation, biological process: proteolysis. The transcript has 29 exons. NCBI's taxonomy places the organism in Eukaryota, Metazoa, Mollusca, Bivalvia, Pectinida, Pectinidae. The coding region runs from base 186 to 3428 and encodes 1080 amino acids. The record is from RefSeq and is a predicted model, not a curated record.
GAUUAAUUGAAAAUGGCUGCCAUUACCUCAUCCAUACAUGAAGCGAAAUGGAAAUGCCAUCGCCCUCUUCGAUGAAGCCAUCUUUCAAACAUGACAUUUCCAUCAUUAAAUUAUUGCACAAAAAAAUUGUGGUUAAAUUAAAUUCAGAAAUGUAGCAUUAAUUGUGUCGUCAUCAUCUCAUAGAAAUGUAUGCCCAGAUAUUUGGAAAGUCGUUCCGACGGACCGUGAUGUUAUUGACAUUACUUCUGCUGUUCUUACCUGUACCUGGAAGUCAGCUGUCGGAUAAUGGGAAAUGUAACGAAACCUCUCCAUUGGAAAAUGUCAAGAUCGAAUAUGGAAGCAAAGUUAUUGAACAUGAAUACAUUGUGUCAUUUAAUGGAUAUUACAAAGCACAAACAAGGAAACGUUACCUGACAGCGGCCCUCCAUAACUCGGACGUAGUGUCCUGGAAAAUCUUGCCGAGACACAACCCAGCCAAUGAUUAUCCCAGUGACUUUGAAGUGGUGAAGUUGAGUGAUGGAGGCAGGGCGGGGGUGGAGGGUCUACAGGACCACCCACUGGUUCGACGGGUCACGCCCCACAAACAGGUGACCAGGACCCUCAAGUUUGUACCAGACAUGGGUCACUCCAAGGAUCAGGCGAACCGAGAUUUUGACAAGGUGGAGGUCAAUGUGGAAGAAAAGGGGGAGGACAAACAGUGUAACUGUACUGGCAAGGAUGAACCCUGCCAAGCCUCGUGUGACCAGAAAAAAACCGGGAAUCGCCGCAGUCUAUCUCUGAGCGCAACAUACUGGCACUCACCGGUCCGCUACAGAAACAGACGCCUCCUCAGAGCUGUCCCAAAGCAGAUUGUUAGUGCUCUCCAGGCUGAAAUUCUGUGGAACAUGGGGUACACAGGUACGGGGGUGAGGGUGGCUGUGUUCGAUACAGGACUCGCAGAGGAUCACCCCCACUUCAAAAAAGGCAGGAUUAAAGACAGAUCUAACUGGACUAAUGAGAAAACACUGGAUGAUGGUCUUGGACAUGGUACGUUUGUGGCAGGAGUGAUAGCCAGCUCCAGGGAAUGCCUCGGGUUUGCUCCGGAUUCUGAGAUCUACGUCUUCAGAGUAUUCACAAACAACCAGGUAUCCUAUACAUCCUGGUUCCUGGAUGCGUUCAACUACGCCAUUCUGAAGAAAAUCAACGUCCUCAACCUCAGUAUCGGGGGCCCUGACUUCAUGGACCAUCCUUUUGUGGAUAAGGUAUGGGAGCUCACUGCCAACAAGGUGAUCAUGGUGUCGGCUAUCGGUAAUGAUGGACCGUUAUAUGGUACGCUAAACAACCCAGCGGAUCAGAUGGACGUGAUCGGGGUGGGAGGUAUCAACUUUGAGAACCAGAUCGCCAGAUUUUCAUCUCGAGGAAUGACCACAUGGGAACUACCCCAGGGGUACGGACGCGUCAAACCAGACAUUGUCACAUACGGCUCUGCUGUCAGGGGAUCAGCUCUCAAGAGUGGCUGUCGAUCGCUGUCUGGGACCAGUGUUGCCUCCCCUGUUGUGGUAGGGGCUAUCACCCUACUGUACAGUGCUGUGUUGGACAGAGCCCAUGUGAUCAAUCCUGCCAGUAUGAAGCAGGCCUUGAUGGCGUCAGCAAGACGUCUCCCCGAUGUUAAUAUGUUUGAGCAGGGUCACGGCAAGCUGGACCUUAUCAAGGCCUACCAGACACUGCGUACCUACAAACCACAGGCCAGCUUGAGCCCCAGCUAUAUUGACCUGACGGAGUGCCCGUACAUGUGGCCCUACUGUUCACAACCUCUCUACUACGGACAGAUGCCUAUCAUCAUUAAUGUCACUAUUCUAAAUGGAAUGGGCGUCUCGGGAAAGAUUGUUGACAAGCCGACGUGGCACCCGUACCUACCUCACCACGGUAACUACCUGGAGGUGGCGCUGUCCUACUCAUCCUCCCUGUGGCCGUGGUCUGGAUACCUAGCCGUGUCCCUGUCUGUCGCCAAGGGUGGUAACGCCUGGGAGGGCAUCGCUCAGGGCCACCUCUCCCUCAUCAUAGAGUCUCCUCCUGAGGGUGAGGAAACAGAACCAAGAAGAACAACAUUGAAAUUGUCUCUCAAAGUGAAGGUCAUCCCUACUCCUCCCAAAAGUAAACGUGUACUUUGGGACCAGUAUCACAACCUGCGGUACCCGCCCGGCUAUUUCCCGAGGGACAACCUAAGGAUGAAGAAUGACCCCCUUGACUGGAAUGGGGAUCAUAUCCACACAAAUUUCAAAGACAUGUACCAACAUCUGAGGAGUAGCGGCUACUUUGUGGAGGUCUUAGGUUCCCCGUUCACCUGUUUUGAUGCCAGCCAGUACGGGACGCUGAUGAUCGUGGAUGCUGAGGAGGAGUAUUUCCCGGAGGAAGUGACCAAACUCAAGCGCGACGUUGACAACGGCUUGUCCAUCAUCAUCUUCGGGGACUGGUAUAACGUGUCUGUGAUGAGGAAAGUCAAGUUCUAUGAUGAAAACACCAGACAGUGGUGGAUGCCAGACACUGGAGGGGCUAAUCUACCUGCCACUAAUGACCUACUGGCACCAUUUGGAAUGGCAUUCAGUGACCAAGUGUACGAGGGAGACUUCAUGAUGGGAGAACAUGACAUGUACUAUGCCUCCGGGACAAGUCUGGCAAAGUUUCCUGACGAUGGUGUGGUUUUAAGUCAUAAUUUAAAAGAUCAAGGUCAUGAAGUUCUGAAGGGAGAAGCUAAGACGGUGGAAGGCGUGGCCAUUCUCGGCCUGUACCAGACCACAGCGGCUCCAGAAAGUGGGCGUGUCGCCCUGUUUGGGGACUCCAACUGUCUCGACAACAGUCACAUGCAGAAAGACUGUUUCUGGCUACUUAGUGCCCUGUUAGAGUACACGGCCUACAACAGCCUUGUUCCCCUGUUCUCCAGCACGGACCAGUCCAUCCUGCCUCCUGCGGAGCUUCCACUGAGAAUGGAGGGGAAUCACCUGCAUCGUUAUUCAAAAGUGCUAGAAGGUCACCUAGGGUCACCAAGGUCACGACCUUUACCGCAGUGUCCAAGACUGAUCUGGACGGCAGCACAGCCCCUGAAUGUAUCCGCUCCAUCAAAUCUGUACCAGCAACAGAAGUUACUGUCAACAGGACUGGACAUUCCCGUACCAGCUGGGAUUGAUCGUCGGGACAGCGACCUGAUGCCCAACAUGGGGAUCGUCAAGGAGACUGGCGGCUUCCAGGCAGACCCACUGAUGAAGCCAGCCAAUCAGCUGCAGGACGUGGACUCAAACAGCGUGUUUCCUGUAGUGGCCUUCGUCGCCACAGGACUUGUGCUCCUCUUCCUCCUCAACCAGUACUAUAAAAGUCGCUCGAAGCCCAAAAAGAGGCGACCAAGAUUAAAAAAGUUCCACCAAAUAUUUACGGGGAAGGUGCCCAGUGUAUGAUGUUUAUUGUGUGUUAGGCAAGUGUGAAUCUGAGGGUGAAUCUGUGUUAGGCAAGUGUGAAUGUGAGGGUGAAUCUUAUAUACUUGUUGUGUAGGUGAUAUCUGUGUGCUGAGGAAAUGUGUGUUAGCUACUGUGUUAUGAGGACAUAUGUGUGUGUUAACCUGUGUGGUGUGGUACUCCAUGUGUGAAUCUUAUUUGUUGUGAAAGUAAAACCCUCGUGUUGUGAACAGCGAUGAGUGUUCCCUGUUUGAAAAUUGACGGGUGCCAUAUCCUUUAGAAUGUUCAGAUAAAUGUGAAAAUAUGGAAAACUAUACAAUAAUUAUUUUUGGAGGAGUAUCUUCAAAAGGUAAAACAAAAAUUUCUAGACAAUCCAUGGAAUUUAUUUCAAAAUAGGGUGAAAACUACAAAGUGUUGUGGCUUUCGUUUUAAAGUUGUUUACGGAACUCCAAUGGUUUAAAAUAUCAAACAUAAUUUCAUCGGUGUAGCACCUGAAUAUAUAGGGAUUGAACGGUGUUUUAAAAAAAAAAUCAUACGGUUAUAAACGCAAAUCGCUUACAUCCAUAUUGCAUGAAACCCACUAGGGUAGUUGAGUAAGGACGAUAUUUAUAAGAAAUUACAUUAACUUAAUUGUAUGUCAUAUUGUUUUGUAGGAUCAAAAGUUUGCAGUUUACACAAAUUUUUGACUCAUCCUUUUAAUGUGAAUUAAGGUAACGAUAUACAACGCACAAAAAACAAUUAAAUCAACUGUAAAUUCUUGCUAGGUAUUUAGGUGUAGUAUUUUUCAACUGAUCCUUUUAAUGUGAAUUUAGGUGAAUACAGGUAAUCGACUGUUUAUUCUUUAUAGGUGUUUAGGUGUAGUGUUUGGAAUCGAUUGAACAUUUGUGAUUGAUCGUGACAUAUUUUCAAACGAUCGAUUAUUGUUUAUGAACUGAAAGGAAAAACGAACAUUUGAAGCAUUCCAUUUCAACAAAACAUAUAAAAUGCAUUGAGUAAUUUUAAAUACCUAGCUAUAUAAGCAGAAUUGUUGUUUUAAUGUAGUUUAUUAUUGAGAUGGCAUAAUUGUUCAUUUGAUAUAUUUCCAUGUCUGCUCCAUAUCACUUGAAAUUUUUUCCAUAUCUUAGUCAAACUAUAAUCCGUCGUACAGUAUCAUGAUUGAUUAUAAUCAGUCAUGGCUGAAAUACAGUAUAAUGACUUGAAAUUGAUUUCAUUAAUUGGGACGACCCUCAGAUAUUUAUGCAAGGUGUUUCAAUAUGUUUCCUUGUCUGAUAUGCAAGAUAUGGGAGAAAAUGUUCAAUAUUAUGAUUGCUUGGUGAAAUACGAUAUUUCACUGAAAAUGUUGUUUUUUAUCUACUGAAUUAGAUUUACUGUGCGUAGAUGUGCGAUAGGAAAUUUUCUGUAUUUCUUGUCAAUAUUAUUAAUGUGUACAAAUUCCACACCUGCCAACUACAUCAUACCAUAUUUAUCCUGAAAUAAGCCCAGGGGGGCCCCAACACAUAAUCUCUGACACAAAGUGGGUGGGUAGGCUUUAUUGACUCAUUCACCCCUGAAGACACUUUUGAACUCUUCCAUUUCAAAGGUUGGAAUGGUUCAUUAUGAUCUUCACGGGUGAAUGAGUUUCAGGACAAAGAAACAGCAUUUAUGGGCAUUUCCACUGAACUGUAAUAGAUAGUGGUGCGCUUAUUACCAGGCAUGGGCUUAUUGUCGGAUAAAUAUGGUUAGUUGUUUUCAUGUCAUUUUCUCUUUAUAUCUGAUUAUCCCACCAGCUUACGACACAAUUUAUUAUACUGUUAAAAUUACAACAUGAACACAAGCAUGGAAAAAGGAAGAAUGUGUGCUCUUGUGCAAGUAAUAACUAAUAUUAACCCUUUCACCACUUUAGACCAAAAUGGACUCAUCCAGAUCAAUGCAUGGUAGAGUCAACUAAAGUUACAUAGGGGUUAAAGGGUUAAACUUAGUUCCAAAGAUAGAGCCAACGCCGUUUCUCUUAUUUAGGUUUGGUUGGUUCUGUUUAUCCCUUAGCUGGAUACCACCCGGUAUGCAGGGCGAUUAAAGAAUAGGGAAAACUAGGUAUAGAAGUCAAUCGCAACCAGCUCGGGAUAAGAUGGGUUUUAUUUAUUCGGAAACGUCUACCCGUUUCGCCCGAACAGUGGGCUUCUUCAAGACGAUAUUUUGACAAAAUUUGUCCCAUAAAGUACAAAAAAUUGGGGGAAUCUUUGCAUUGUUAUAUGUGAUGUCAUACAAUAGAUGUCACAUGAUUAUCCAUAAACGGUAACUCUAAUGUUUCUAUGGCCUUCCGCAAUGUUCCAUCACGUACCGUAAAUAAAGCCAGUCUUAUCCCAAGCUUGUUGCAGUUGUUAUUCCCUGCUUAACGUUCAGCAUUUAGUGGAAAUGGCACAACUGGUUCAGCCGUUGUCAAUAUAAUGUGACUGGGCGGAAUGCUGUGCUGGGUGCCUUCUGCAUGGUAUUUCAGUGAGCUAGC